UGUUUCAGAUGUAGAGAACUUCUUAUAGAUUUGAUUAAAUGCUGUAAUUUUAUUUCUAUUCCGCAUAAACACCAUUACUGGUAUAAGAAAAGAAAAUCAAGCUGUUAGUAAAUUCAAUGUUAUGUCUGAUUGAAGUUAUAUUUCAAAGUUCUUAGGCAAUAUUUGCAAACAAAAAUGGAUCCAUCUUCCUAAGUCAUAUCUAUUUGAAUCUAUAAAUUUUGAAGUCAUUGCGUUAAUUUAUAUAACCUUCUUACUGAUAUACAAUAUCAUCACUGUCAUUUUUGUAUCACAACAGAAGGAUUACUCAAAGUCUCGCAAGUCUAUAAAAAAACAAAACCAACAGGAUUUGGAAGCUUAUUGGAGAUCUGUACAUCAUGUCUUCUUUGGUCUGUGCACUUCAUGCUUUGGGCAGUGCUUUUUGUAAUAUCAUGGAGAGUUUUACUGGGAAGGUAAUUGAUUCUAGCGUAAAGGAUGUCAGAAGUGUUAUUGACUUCGAUGAGAAUUUGGAAACUCUGGAAAGAAAUAUAAAGCAAUUAUCAGAUAAAGUAGUUGAUGUGAAGACAGAAGUUGAGAAUCGAGAGCAAUAUGGGAAGAAGAAGAGGAAAAGAGAAAUUGAUUCUUGGUUAGACGAUGUUAUGAAGGUCGAAGAAGAAUUAAGUGCCUUAAAAGAAGAAGUAACAAGAGGGGAGAUAAAUCCUGGUGCUUUGGAGAAGUUGAAUGGAAGGGCUGGAGAACUUCUUGAGCAAAGUAAACAUUUUGGAAUGCUCGUACAUGAUAUGUAUGAGCGCGAGGAGUGUCUACUACUGGUGCCUCAAGUUCACGAGAAAAUAUCAGAACAAAAUAUAGAAGACAUUUGGUCGUGGUCACAUAAUAAUGUCUCAAGCAUCGGUAUACAUGGUAAGGAAGGUGUGGGCAAAACGACUUUGGCAAAGCAUAUACAUAAUCGUCUUCUUAAAGAGACUCAGUAUCAAGUCUGUUGGGUUACUGUCUCUCCAGGGUUUAGCAUCAAAAGAUUACAAGAUGAUCUUGCCAAACAUGUGAAUCUGGAUCUUUCAGAUGAGGUUGAUGAGCAGAGAAGGGCAGCCAAAUUAAGCCGGACAUUCAAAACAAGUAAGAACAUUGUUAUCAUAUUGGAUGAUGUCCGGGAUCGCCUUUGCUUGGAGAAGUUGGGUGACCCUCUUGUUGUGGAAGGCUGUAGACUGAUUCUAACUACUCGCUCAUAUGAAGUCUGCCGAAAGAUGGGUUGUAAGAAACUACUCGAAGUGAAGGAACUCAAUACUGAUGAUGCUUGGGAAUUGUUUAGGAAGAGUCUAGGGUCCGAGACUGUGCUUAGUCCAGAUAUCGAGCCUAUUGCCAAAUCCAUGGCAAGAAGGUGCAAGGGCUUUCCACUCAGGCUCAUCACUUUGGCGGAAAGCAUGAGAGGGGUGACUGAUAUAAGGGAGUGGAAGAACGCUUUGAAAGAGUUAUGAUCGGCUGAAAGAUACAAAUAUGCAAAAGUGCUUGUUGUACUGUGCUUUGUAUCCUGAAAACUACUCUCUCUGUUUCAAAUUUGUUUGUUAUUUCAAAUUUGUUUGUCUUAGUUACUAUUUGGACAUCCUUUGAUCAUAAUUUUUUCAAAUAUUUUGAAUUCUCAA
This is a messenger RNA of Lycium ferocissimum, 1634 nucleotides long. Its product is annotated as disease resistance protein UNI-like. The coding region runs from base 375 to 1469 and encodes 364 amino acids. Gene Ontology annotation, molecular function: ADP binding. The record is from RefSeq and is a predicted model, not a curated record. NCBI's taxonomy places the organism in Eukaryota, Viridiplantae, Streptophyta, Magnoliopsida, Solanales, Solanaceae. The transcript has 2 exons.